This is a messenger RNA of Talaromyces proteolyticus, 1301 nucleotides long. RefSeq names its product histone acetylase complex subunit MRG15-2. The transcript is spliced from 5 exons. Lineage: Eukaryota; Fungi; Ascomycota; Eurotiomycetes; Eurotiales; Trichocomaceae. Bases 1 to 1125 code for a protein of 374 amino acids. The record is from RefSeq and is a predicted model, not a curated record. Gene Ontology annotation, biological process: chromatin organization; regulation of DNA-templated transcription. Gene Ontology annotation, cellular component: nucleus; NuA4 histone acetyltransferase complex; Rpd3S complex.
AUGGCACCAGCAACCACCAAUUACAGCCGGGACGAACGAGUUCUCUGUUUUCACCAUGAAGUGCUUUACGAAGCUAAAAUCAUGGAUUUGAAACACACUGUCCCGGAUGACAGAAAGAGCCCCUAUGAGUAUCUGGUCCAUUACAAGGGAUGGAAAAACACUGCGUUGGUUUUACCAUCCACUCCCUUCCUUCCUCUUGCUUUAUAUCUAAAUGGAUGCCGACACGGCUCCGGGAGGCAACGUUUUUCUACUGGCGGGAAGAAGUUGGGACAUGCACUAACAUCGAUUAUUCACAGCUGGGAUGAUUGGGUUCCCCAAGAGCGCCUUCGCAAAUUCACGGAGGAGAACCGUGAGCUUGCUGCCCAAAUUCGGCGAGAGAUAUCGGCUCAGUCGUGGGCAAAAGCCAAUCCCAACAGUAAAUUAACAAAGCGAAGAGGAGGUUCCGACUCCGGCCGGGGCAGCGAAGAACGACAAUCAUCUGUCCCCGCCAAAGGGAAUAAGCGCGGCCGUGACAAUGAAAUUGAAAAAGAGGACCAGUUUCACUCGCGGCCAUCGAUCCGCAUUAUGCUCCCUGACAAUCUCAAAGCAUUGCUCGUCGAUGACUGGGAGAACGUGACCAAAAACCAGCAGGUCGUUGCUCUGCCAGCGCCUCACUCCGUCAACUCAAUUCUCCAAGCGUACUCAGAUGAGGAGAACCCCAAGCGCUCGACUACUGCUGAGACCGAUGUUCUCGAAGAGGUUACCAUGGGAAUCAAAGAGUACUUUGACAAGUCACUUGACAAGAUCCUGCUCUAUAAAUUUGAAAGAGAGCAAUAUCGAAUUCUGCGCCAGAAAUGGGAAAGUGGUGCCGAUAAUUAUGCCGACAAAGGACCUCUUGAUAUCUAUGGGGCCCACCACUUAGUUCGUCUAUUUGCUGUGCUUCCCGAACUCAUUGCACAAACAAAUAUGGAUCAGCAAUCUAUAAACCGACUGCGUGAGGAGCUCUCCAAAUUCACGAUUUGGUUGAGCCGCAAUACUGAACAAUUCUUUUCAAACAAAUAUAUCAGCGCUAGUGCUGAGUAUAUGGAAAAAGCAACAGGAGUGCCCCUUCCAAACCCGGGCACUGCAACUUCGCGACUUGUUUAAAGUGACAAGCUACUAUAAUAGAAUGAAAAGUAAAGUAAAAGUAGCUACAAUAUUUGUGUUACUGUUGUCCUUUUUUUCUUUCCGCUAUAAGGCGUCUUGUGCUUCUUUUUCUCUUUUCUUAUGCCUUUUGGAAGAUCUUGCUGGCUAGGGGAUGGUAUCAAUUGGAAUUUAUUCUU